GUCGCCUUCCUAAAAUAGUGUUGAAACACGGCUGGAAGGAAGUGGAAGUGCAAUAAGAAUGGUGGUCAAGUCAAUGUAUACCUUCAUCUGUCAAUAUUCAUAAGUGUGCAUAAUUUUAAAGUAGCAGUUAGUUAGCCAGACCACCAGUUAUCUUGGAAGAAACAAUAGUUGAGUAUUGUUGGGUUCAUUUAUUUUCUUGGAGACGUGGUUCAUAUUACGAUAACUUGUUAUUAUCAGUGCAUAUCUUAAAACAAAAGGGACCAGAAGUUCAUAUUAUAAGCGUUCUUAUGUACGUUUUCCGCCUAUGCCUGAUUUUUUGACGCGAUAGUGAAAUUCGUGCCGUCGUAGGCGUCGUUACUAUUCAGUUGCUUGGUUGGUGGAUCAUCCAGGAGGAAGUGAAGGCUCAUUCAUAUCGCUAAAUAGCUAGUUGGUUUUAAAGUAUAUGCAUAUGUUUACAAAUCUGGAGCAGUGUUAAACGUUAAACAAACAAAUCAUUCAUUUCGUUUUGGUGAGUCAGGCAGAAGUCAGAAAUGCAAUAACUGUAACACCAAGAGAGAACCUUUCUCAGAGACGAUACGGUUUAAAAACCUGCCCAAUUCUUGACACCCGACUCUUUUGGGCUGGAGUCCAAUAAGUAUAUGCAGUUGUUCUCAUGCAUGUUCUCUCCUCCUCACUUCUUCUGGUUUAGUUUUGUGCUAUUGCUAUUAUUAUUAGACUCCGCAAAUCUAAUUCGGGUACAUAUGCAUCUGAUAAUUCUAUGUCUUACUUAAUCUUGAGUGAAAAAAGUGCUCGUAAAACGCAGUUCUCUUAAAAAUCCUCUCGUAUGUACAUACUUGUGUACAACUUAACAAGCUGGUGUAUGCAGUGGCAGUGCACGUAGAAACGUAUGUACAUAACGAAACCAGAUCCCAGCCUUUUGUGACACACAGCAUGAAAUAUUGAACUAAUAAAUUCGCCAAUUGACAAUUAUUGACGUUACAUUUUUGUUGCCUUUGUUUUAUCGCCCCAAACCAUACGCGUGGCGUGGUGCUAUUACUGUCUGAAUGAAAUUGAUACACUGCACUUUAUGAGGAAACAGGUAGUGGAAAAAAAGUGACGUAGAGUAAAUAGGUGCACGUUACUUACCACUAUUGUUUGUGGGAGCUUUACUUUUGGGCAAAAGUGAAGUGAAUAAAAUUGAAAGUGUGUCAGAUUGAGAUUCUUUAAUGCAUUGGUACCACAGUUAAAUGUGGGGAUGGUCCUGUGACCACGAGUGACCAAUUUGGUGUACGCGUUACUUAUUUGACUCUUAAAAAUUCUAUAUACAUAAAAAUUCAGGAAGAUGCAGUUGCACGCGGUGGAUUUUCUAAGAUUUGGCCUCCCCUUGGGGAGCUGUCUCAUCCUUUGUGGAUUUGUGGAGACGGUUAUCAGCCUCUACGAAGCGUGCAUGGAUGUGAUAAGUGUAUUCAUCAUUCACUGGAAUACACCCGUCGUACAAUUCAUGCUGGAGACGCCAUCGGUCUUAGCCUUAAAUGUAUUCCUGUUCAUGCAAAUAUUCGCGGAUAUCCUGUUCCUCUGGGUGGGCGCAAUUUUAAAGGGUUCCAGACUGCUUCUGAUCUCAUGGGUGGUGGUAACCAUCUCGAGCGUCGUGGCUCUCAACGUUGUCUGGUUUCAUUAUGUUUACUCUGAAGGGACGGAUGAUAACCAGAAUUUAACCAGCGCUGUGUACACAGUGGUUUUGUACACGUUGUUUUACGCAUACAUCAUUUGCGUCGCUUGUCAGUGCGUCCCCCACAUGAAGGAAAAUCUCGAAGAGUUGCAACCCAUUGGGAAAGGAUUUGUCCGGAUUUGGAAGUACUUUGCACACAAUGCAAAAAUGGGGGCUCAACUUAUGCUUACGUCUGAAUUGAUUCUCAACAUGUACUUUUUCCUGAGUAGGAAAUUGCCACCCGUGCUUUUCGACCGAUCUUACAAUGGUCAUGAAGAUCAUGGAGUGUACGCAGAUAAUGGGUCGUACCCAAUAAUUCUGGAAGAAAUGGUGUUACGAGCUAUCCGAGUUGUUGUGGGCAUUGCUGGUCUGGUCAUUAUCUCAAAGGGAAAACAACGCUGGGUCAAGUAUUGGUGCAUCCCGUACCUUUUGACCCUCUUCUUAAGUUUCGCCAUAUUUUUGUACUUGGUCGUGGAUUGGAUGGCCGAACAUGAAAUCCUAACUUACGGCUACCUCUUCUACUUUGCAAUCAACAUUGUGUACAGAAUUCUCGUCUUUACCAUUUGUUUCUGCUACUCGUACCCCCAAGAAAACUCAGACUUUGCCUUCAUUGCAGAGUACAGUUAGGACUUGGUGCUACACACACAAUUUUAAAUUGCCAUCCUUCAUCAACAAGUGCUGAUAGUAAUUUAAUUUAAUUAAUAAUUAUCUCCGUUAUUUAAAGAUUAUUGUUCAGCCGUCCAAAUUAGUAGUAAAAGGUUUAUUUUUAUUAUGCAUUAUCCAUUCUCCGUCAUAAAAAAUUGUUAACCAUAUGCAGCAGACCAUGGUAAAAACAGUGGCCGCGGAAGCCGUGGGUACAUCAGGGGACAUUAACAUUAUAGGAUAAGGGGGGGGGGGUUUAUAUAACAUGGGCAGAUGAUGGAAACAUCGAAUAGCCGUGGGGAUGUCCCUCUGUCUUCCGCGGCCAUUGGGUAAGAAUUAUUUAUGUAGAGCGAAACCGAUACUUCUGUUUGUACGUAGAUUUAUGCAAGUAAGAAAAAUAUUGUUUUUUGUAAUAUGAUUUUAAUAAUGAUAUUGACGUAUGGGUGAGAUGCCAAGUUGUGACAUUAAAAGAAAUAUGAGAUGUA
Molecule: messenger RNA, 2814 nt
Organism: Folsomia candida
Lineage: Eukaryota; Metazoa; Arthropoda; Collembola; Entomobryomorpha; Isotomidae
Exons: 10
Coding region: 1322-2314 (330 amino acids)
Source: RefSeq, a predicted model, not a curated record